Messenger RNA from Micromonas pusilla CCMP1545, 1011 nucleotides. RefSeq lists its product as uncharacterized. NCBI's taxonomy places the organism in Eukaryota, Viridiplantae, Chlorophyta, Mamiellophyceae, Mamiellales, Mamiellaceae. The record is from RefSeq and is a predicted model, not a curated record. Gene Ontology annotation, biological process: GPI anchor biosynthetic process. The transcript has a single exon. Bases 1 to 1011 code for a protein of 336 amino acids. Gene Ontology annotation, cellular component: glycosylphosphatidylinositol-N-acetylglucosaminyltransferase (GPI-GnT) complex; membrane.
AUGUCGCUCUCGGAGGAGGUCCGCACGCGCUCCUCCAGCGUCGCGUCCACGAGCGACCUCGAGGAGACACCGCCGAAGUGGGAGCGGAUCUUGUACCGGUGCGCCGCGCGUCCGUCCUUCUCCGAUGACGACGAUCCGCCCCGCCCGCCCGCGUCGUCGUCGUCGCGUUCCGUCCGUCCUCCAUCGGACGACCCGCGUCAACCCGCGUCGAUCGACGAUCGCCGACCCCCCCCUCCCCCUCCCGUCCCUUCCCCGCCGCCGUAUAGGCGGCAGCCGUACCCGGACAACCACACGGACGACUCCUUCCUCGAGCGCGUCGUCGUGAACGGACGCGUGAUCCCGCGAUCGCUCUCGGCCGCGACGUCCGUCGCGCGCGUCGUCUCCGCGCAGCUCGCGUGCGCGGUCCUCGCGUCCGUCGCCGUCGCGCACGUCCACGCCGGGCGCGUCGCGCCCGCGCGCGUCCUCGCCGCGAACGUCGCGUCGACCGCGUGCGCGCUCCUCGGCGCGAUGGCGACGCGAGGCCCGAGGAUGGGGCUCCGCGUCGCCGGCGCGCGGAUCGCGGCGGCGGCGCCGGCGCUCGCGGCCGCGCUCGCGGCGUCGUCCGCGCCGUUCCGCGCCGCGGCGGUCGCGGCGGUGUCGACGGACGUCGCGGUCGCGGGCGCGAUCGCGGCGCUGUUCGUGCACGUGCUGUCGUUCGACUACGCGCGCCGCGAGCGCGGCGGCGGCGGCGGCGGCGGCGGCGGCGGCGGCGACGAUUUCGACGCCGCGACGCCGCCGAGGAACGGCGUCAGCCUCUCCGCGGCCGCGCUCGCGUCCGCGCUGCUGUGCUCGCGGCUGGACUCCACCGCGGCCGCGCGCGCGUGCGCGCUGACGUCCGUCACGAUGUUCGCGACGGUUCAGGGGAUGCGAAGCGACGCGCGGCGGGCGUCGACGCGCGCAUUUCGCGCGGAGGUGCGUCCUAUACACUGGUCCCCAUACGACCGCGUCGGCGUUGUGAACGCCGAUCCUUAA